Molecule: messenger RNA, 669 nt
Organism: Parnassius mnemosyne (clouded apollo)
Lineage: Eukaryota; Metazoa; Arthropoda; Insecta; Lepidoptera; Papilionidae
Source: the annotation of a GenBank genome assembly
AUGGCGGGAACAAUUCGACAUUUAUCUACUUACCAUCACGACCCACGUGAACCAUGUGCAAGCACGCUAAUAACUGAGAUCAACGUACAUCUGGCGCUAUUCCGCGAUCUUUUAAUUCACAUCGGCCAGCCACCCGACUGUCCUGAACUACGUGAACGGGUGCGGCGAUUGCGACGCGCCUGUGUCGAGACCACCAAGCAAACUAGCCAGCUUGUGCUGCCCACAUGCAAAAAGACAACAAGCGAGGGCUGUGCAGAGCAGCCUCAAUUAGUUUUACUGUAUUUUAUGUCUCAGCUUCUGUUACGCGAGCUUGCCAAAUGUCACCGCCUGGUUCAACUCGUUCCGAUGGACAUGACGUCGUAUUAUGAGAACCGUGCUGGUCCUUCAAACUUCGGAAAUGUGAUAAGUCAAAUAUUACUGUGCAAACAAAUCACACCCGACUUUAACCAAGAAGAGCUUUGUAGCAUUGCAAAAGACACGCAAGAUAUCAACAGAAUAGUUAAUGAUAUUCAAGAGUACCUGCCACAACACGAAAAUCUCAACCAUUUAGAGACUAACGUAGCACUUAAAGGUGAUGAUAUGAAUGGAUUUUGGAGAAAUAAGCGAAGAGGAUCUCUUUACAAAGGUAUGGGAGUCCUUUGUUGCGUGUCGCGACCGAAUUAUCUUUGA